Molecule: messenger RNA, 935 nt
Organism: Colletotrichum scovillei
Lineage: Eukaryota; Fungi; Ascomycota; Sordariomycetes; Glomerellales; Glomerellaceae
Exons: 1
Coding region: 302-808 (168 amino acids)
Source: RefSeq, a predicted model, not a curated record
CUAGAGAGCGGCCUCUCAAUUUGACGCAUAAGGGAAAGCUCGGGAGGGCGGCAUCAUCGUCUUCGAAUUUGAGUUUCUUUGUCUGGGGCAUACACUUUAUCAUUUCAGCUGCGGGUUCCUUUCUCACACUACAUCUCUUAUCUCAUCUCGUAUUCAGACUGCAAUCUCAUUCUGAAAAAACACAUCUCAUCGCUCUCGUAUCUAAACAUAAAUCUCAAGACGUCGUAGACUGCAAACUCAUUUAAUCACCAACACCCCACGACAUCAAGUACCUCAUCACCAAACACAACGCCUCGCAAAAAUGUUGAACACCACAGUAACCGUAACACACAUCUCGCCCAUCCCCUCAACCCUCUCCCGCGAAGACGCCCUAGCCCUCAUCCACGACGCGGAGCACCACAUCAAAUGCGACCCCAACAUGAAGGACUACGCCGCCCGCACGCCCGCCAUCCCGCCCACCGUCCCAAAGGACAUUGACCCCAUCGCCGCGACGCAGUGCUUCUCCGUCACCGACAGCGUGCCCUCGAUGCUUCCCAAGGCCAUCUGGAGCGGCGACGCCGUCAGCGACUACGACUUUACGUUCACGAAAGACGGCAGCUUCGUCCGCACGAGCUGUCCGCUCAACGUGCUGCUCGAGACGCGCUGGCGCGUAAAGGAUGCCGAGGGGGCGGAGGGUGAGGGAGCGUUGGAGCUGGAGGAGGUUGUUGAGAUUCGGUGCUCGAGGCUUUUGGCUGGGGUUGUCAAGUCGCAGUGUGAGACGAAUUGGAAGGAUUUUCACAAGAAGAUUUUGCAAGGAAAGACGGCAUGAUUAGGUUUCAAAGAGGAGUGAGCGUAAGAAAGACGAAAUGUCCGUAAGUAAUACGCAGGAGCAACUCGCGGUAGACGGCAGACGUGGAUAUGUAGCACGGAUAGAUUCAUAUGUGAACAGUGUCCAG